CCCUUUCUUGGACACGUAUUGUUGUUUCGCCGAUAACAAAGAUGGCGGCCGGACCCGCGUAAAUUGGACACCUUGCAUUGGUACUAUUAUUUCAAAAUCACAUUCUUUUUUCUCCUUCUGUUGUUUGCUAAGUGCUCCUGCUAUUACGACAGACGAGACACGCAUAGAAGUAGAUUUAAAAGCACGUAAAUGUACGUGUUUUGGGCUCCUGAGUCUACCGCGGCCUACAUGGGAAGAGAAGCCUCGGACUUUCCUUGACCGCUUUGACCGGCGAGCUGGGGGCCGCACGGGGGAAAGGAUUACAGCGUUGGAAAUAUAUGGGAGCUGAGGGAGUCAGAGUAAAUUGAGAGGGGGUGUGUUUGUGUAUCUUUAUGAAAGUAGGCGGGAAUUCGUUAAGCUAUCGUGAUUUUCACUGUUCGGUAGUUGAGAGACUUUCGUUAUGAUAACAUAACGCAAUUUUCCCUUUUCUCCUCGAGAAGGGGCUUUUUACUUUACUGAAGCGUUAUAUCAGGGUUACCUGCGGCUACAGUGUGGCGUUGACUGCUCAUCUACUAAAGCAUUGCCACACUUAAGCAGUCUUAGUAACUACUUUGAGAGGCUGGCUUCUUUAUUUCAAACACAUUGUAUGGUACAACCUUGUAUUUCUUCCAUUCAAACUGCCUUGAAGAUGUUAUUACAGCAUGUGUGGUUUGAUCUUCUUGGUAUUUACCUAACGUGGUAUUACCCUUUUGUUUCAGGUACAUACUCUGGAGAAAAGUCGUGUUGACUAAGGAGGGACCAUGGCUUUUGAGGAGAUCAAGGGUAAAGGAGGAAUGGGUAACGUUUUUACUGCACAUUUUGAAUAUUUUUACGUCUCUGAUGGAAGAACAAUUAGACUGUUAUGAGCCUUGAGCUCAUGAAAUGGUCUUAGAGAUGCACAUGUAUUGACCGUAGCCUAAAAAGCAUAAAAGUUGAGCAGUCCCUUAAAAUUUUCCCUAUAUAAAUCCAACAAAGCACCUAGAAACAAGUCUUAAAUUUAGGUCUUGGCUUCACUUGAGUGAAAGUUGAUGAAGUCAAUUAAUGAGUAGGUUGUGCAAGAUAACAACACGCUUAACUAUUAGCUAGACAAUGAAAAGUUUACCAGCUGGAGCAUCCUGAACAUCUGCUGACAUGGACAUGUUGGAGCUAGUACCUCAGUUAAAUAAAGAUAUCGAAUGAACAAAAUCAAGAUCUUCAGCAAGGAUUAUAAUUUUUUUUAGGUGCUUUUAUUUUUAUAAUUGGACUUAAUGAAAGACAUGAGAGAGACAAGACGAAAUCCAAGAGUCUCUCAGGAGAAAUAAGACAGUCAUGAAUAAUACAGAGUCAUAUAGGAGAAAUUCACUCUCAAAAUAAGCACCCCUUAACAAGGAGAUUUAUUUUGCCGUUUAGGAACUCAUUGACAGGUUCUGAGAGAAGGUUUAAAAUUGGCACAGGUAGGUGGCACAUUUCAACAAAAGUACAUAUAAUGAAACCAUUCAUCCUGACUUUUUUUCUCAUAAUUUUCAGGCUAUAACAAGUUUUGUUGCCCAGGUUGCGACUAUAAUGCUUUGUUCAUAUUUUCCAGACAUGGGGAUGGACGGUGAAAGGGGCCUUGUCGCUGGUCGCAGCCAGAGAGAGAAAAGGAGGUCGUACAAAGAUCUGCUGAGAGAGGAAGAGGAGAUUGCUGCUCAGGUCCGAAAGUCUUCCAAAAAACGGCCUAAGGUGAAACACGAGUCUGAAAUAACUUAAACAAAAGCUUUAAAAGUAAAACUUGUGCUGUUACUGCAGUUAUAACAUUUCUGACCGAAUGUUUUUAUGAAUUUGUCAAGGACUCAGAACUUUUCAUGCUUGGAGGGGACUCUCACAAAAAGAAGAAGAAACAUGGGGAUGACUACUAUUACAGGGGUGAGACGUUGAUGUAUUAUUUGAAUCUUUUAAUAUCACAAAAUAUAUGCAGCUGCAAAUAUUUUUAUCAUUUUGCACUCAGUUUAUUCUUUUCUUUUUUGCAUUGUUUUUUAUUUUCAAUGGAAUUGGUUUAUUUUACAAUGCUGAGUUUUGUUUAUUGCUGAUAAGUUUCCACUCAGAGUCUAUAACCUGCAUAUUUUUUGUGUUUCUGUGAUAGAUUUUAAACCUUGAAAGUUUUGUAAUUUUUAUUCUUUCCACCCCUGUAUCAGAACACGAUCAUUCAGGACCACCUCCUCACAAGAAAAAGCACAAGUCUGCAGACCGCUCCCCCACGCUCUCCUCCCCCUCAUCCUCCCACCCAACAGACACAGCGAUGGGCCUCCUUCAGGCCAUCACCUCCCCUCUAGCCACAGGCUCAGACCCCAGCCCCCACCUGCACAAGAAACCCUCAUACCCCUCUUUCUCCUCCCACUCCUCCAAGGACCGCAAACGUGAGGGCAGCGGCGGCGGUAGUAGCAGCAAAGGCAGCCACUCCUCUCACUCCCGCCCCAUGUCUUCAUCGUCAUCUUCCUCCAAGAAGCACUCCUCCUCUUCCUCAAAGUCGUCUCUCUUCCAUGGCGGAGCUCCGAAAGAGGAGCCGCUGACGUUACGAGAAGCUGAUGGGCUCAAGAUGAAGCUCAUCAUGUCCCCGGAGAAAGAAGACGGGGAGAGCUUUCCUUUCACGCCGCACUCAUCCAAAGGAGGCGUGAAGAAGGAGAAGGAUCGGGACAGGAUGGAGACGUCGAAGUCACCCAAGAAAAAACUGCAGCAGAGUCGAGAUCCGCUACCAGUGGUUGGAAAAGAGGUGGAGGUGGAAGGUAAGAAAAGACCCCAAAACCCUUUUACAUAAUUUCUUAACCCCCUAAUUCAAUUGUAUGUCACCAUCUUAAUAAUUCAGAUUUUUGUUUAUUUAUUUCUAUAAGGGAAAUUUCACCAUUUUGUUCUUCAUGAUGCGUUUUGUUGUUACACAGGUCAUUAUGGAGGAGGUAUGGGAGACGACAGCUCCUCAUCAGGAGGUGAACUGGAGGCGGGUGAACUGGUUAUAGAUGAUUCAUACACACACCUCUCCAAAAAGAAAAAGAAGAGCAAAAAGAGCAAGAAGAAGAAGGAUAAAGAAAAAGACAGAGAUAAAGAAAAGAGUGGGAAGGACAAGAAGCACAGCAAAGGGUUUGGAGGUGAGAUUACUGAUUGUUUAUCAUGUUAAAAGAAAGAAUGAAAUAAUUUUGUCCAAGAAUCACUUUGAAAAUGUUGAUUUGUUCUUUGAAUUUAGAAAAGUAAUACAGAAUUAUUUAUUUAUUUAUAUUUUUACAUGUCCUUGGAUUCCAACAAGAAAAACACAAAACCUGCAGUAUUGCUUUCUCUUUUGUGGGGGACAAGCCCAGCUGACUCCAGUGUUCUUUGUUUUCUUAAUCUGCUGCAAAGCUCCACUCAAAAUGUUUUAGUAUCGUCUUGUCGAAUAACGUAAAACUAUUUAGCAGCUGUUUCUUUCCUGAGCCCACAAUCAAACCUCAAACUGAGCAGAUAAUCGAAAACAUCCUUAUUUAAACUCUUUUUGUGCUCAAAUUCUCUGCAGACUCGUCGAGGGGCCACAGCCACUCCCACCCCACUGUCACCCACAGCUCUGUCGGGCCGAUGUACGCCAUGAGCACGCCUGUCCCUCAACACCAUCAUCAAGGCAACGAUGGAGUACCAGAGAAGAAGAAAAAGAAGAAGGAGGAGAAAGACCGGGACAAACACGACAAGGAAAAAGACAAGGUAGGACACUUGAAACGCAGUAAUGCCGUUCCUCUUUUUCUGUUUUGGUGCCAUGUGCUGUGAGUGUCUUGCUCUCUGAUUGUCUGAUCCUCUAUGAUGAUAAAGUUUUCCACUAUUUACUCACUUUAUUGUUUCUUGUUUUUUUUAGCCCAAGAAGAAGAACACAACAGCAUAUCAGGUGUUUUGUAAGGAGUACAGGGUCAACAUUAACGCAGAGCAACCAGGGCUGGGUGAGUUUCUCAUCACAUGAACUUUAACCCUUUAUGACACUGACUGAUAGUUUAAUUCCAUAAAAGUGACAUUUUUAAUAAAGUCGGUCUGAUUUGCAGUGUUUGGUGAGCUGAGUAAGAAGUUGGCAGAGGUGUGGAAAGCAAUGCCAGAAAAAGACAAACUGGUAAGUUUUUUUUUUCUGUUUGACGUAAAACUUCCGAAAUCUUUUGUUCUGUGAUUCAGCAGUGGUGGCCGUGCACUGAAAGUCUGUUUUCUGUUUGUGCAGGUUUGGAGGCAGAAAGCUCAGUAUCUGCAGCACAAACAGAACAAAGCUGAGGCCACCACAGUCAAACACAAGAGUGCCAGUGAGAGCAAAAGCAAAGGUAUGUGUGACUCUUACACAAAAACUCACCAUAAACCCUCUUGAUCCUAGGGAGCCCAAAAGUUUCAACAUACUCUUCUUGAGAGAUGAAUCUGUUCCCUACUCUUCCUCACUCACUGCCAGUUCUCAUCACAGUCGCCUACUUUGUCAUUACAGUUGUAGGAACAGGUUCAGGGAUGGUGUCUCCCAGCAGAACGCCAGGUACCAUGUCUUUGUCUCCAGCAAGAGUCCCUGAUGUGGAUCCCAUUGAUGCAGCUGCUCACCUGCAGCUUCUGGGAGAGUCCUUGUCCCUAAUCGGACACAGGCUACAGGAGACAGAGGUACAUGCCUGCACACACAAAAACUCUCAACAUUACUUGUUUGACUUGUCAAAUACCGCUGUUUUAUUUCUGUGCUCUGGAUUAAAGGACAAAUGUGUGUUUGUUACAGGGGAUGGUGGCGGUGUCUGGGAGUCUGUCUGUCCUUCUUGACUCCAUCCUCUGUGCGCUGGGACCGCUGGUCUGUCUCACAGCUCAGAUACCAAAGUUGAACGGAUGUCCUCGAAAUGUCCUGGUACAGUACGAACAUUUAUAAAGUUGAAUUAGUUAUGUUGGUGUGGAUGAUUUAUAGCUUCGUAACUUCUUCAGUUCUCAAUAAUCACAACAUCAAUCCUGAAUUGAGGAGGGGCUGGGUGAUGUAAACAAUCAAAACACAGAGAAAAGGAGCAAUAUGAAAAAGCCAGACAAUACAGUUUUUGUAGCAAACACAAUUCUGAAUGAAACAUCGUUCUAAAAAUCCCUGAUUUCCACUUGAAAAUAAGUUAUGGCUUAUGAGGAGUCUGUGCUCUCAGUUGGGCUAACAUAAUUCUGACAUUUAAAAAAAUGUGGGAUUUCCUACUUUUUCGCACAGCCUUACUUCAAGGUUUCAAACAUUUAGAUUUAUUUUUUGAGUAUUUUAUUCCAGUUAACCAAAGCUCUCUCUUUUUCCUGACAGUCAAACACAUUGGACAACAUUGCCUACAUCAUGCCUGGACUGUGAGCGAAGGACAAAAAUCAAACUGAUUUGGGAUCAGAAGUCAACACAGUUGACUGAAGCAGUGACCUCUGGACUUUAUUUUAAGCCACUGGGGACAUUUGAAAACUUGGAUAUUUCUAGUGUCAACAUGUUUUUAAAGUGUAUUUUUUUAAAAAUCAGGUUCUCUUAAUUUUCUAAUUGUGAUAUUUUUAAAUGAAACAUUUUACUGAACAUGUUAAUCUGUCUUGGCAUGUAAGCUCAGUUUUACUGUUACUGUACAGUCUGAUUUUGUAUAUGUUGUACUGAAUGUCUGGAUGUGUUUGUUUAGCUGUGAAGUGUGUUUGGUUGAAUGAGGCUCAACAUAUUUGAUUUAUUUUUACUGAGUUGUACAGAAACAUUUGAAUCAUCUGUUAGUCAUCAUCAACAUAAUAUAUUCGACACCUGCUUAGGUUUUCUUUUAUCAUGUAAAAGUGCUGUUUUUUUACACUUGAUGUUUUACUGUACACACACAGCAUUUAGAUUUGACUUGUGUAGGGUUUCAGAGGUGCUAAAACACACCUUUAAGUGCAACCUUGUUCUAAUCAGGAGCUGUAAAAACAAAACCACUGUUGGGUAUUUAAUAAAUUGGCAACAUAAAAAAUAUCCAAAAUUCAACUUUUGCAUUUGGUUGAUUUUUAUUUUUAUCCAGUUCAGGAUAUUUGGGAAACCUCUUACAUAUGUGACAGACAGUCAUAUGUAUUGUCUUUGUGAUUUUCCUCUCGUAAAAAUCUGGACUUUUAAAUGAAUGAGUUUGGUAUACACUGUGCAUGUGCGAAACAUAUGUCACUUUCUCUACUCGCCAUCUACUGCAUCUGUUCACAAACAAACAUGAGUAGACAGACAAUCAAAUCUUGUACUAAUCUCUUUUAAUAUUUUGGAGCUGUAGUUCAGCUAAGGUGAAUUUUCUGUGGUUGAAGUUGCCUUUUUUCCUGAGCUGGAGCUCUAAGGUAAGAGGACCUUCUUUGAAUCACAGCUGUAGUUUCAUCUUUCAGUGCUGAGAAAAAAAAAAAAUCAAUGGUCUGUCUAAAUGCAUUAACACUGGUCUUAUAUUUAUGUUUAUUUGAUCCAGUGACUUGCUUGAUAGUUAAUUAAAUAAUAAAUGAGAUAGAAAAA
Molecule: messenger RNA, 6433 nt
Organism: Xyrichtys novacula (pearly razorfish)
Lineage: Eukaryota; Metazoa; Chordata; Actinopteri; Labriformes; Labridae
Source: the annotation of a GenBank genome assembly